UCAUGAGACACAGACAACCUGCUGGGAUCAUCCUAAAAUGACCGAUCUCUUCCAGUCCCUAGCUGACUUGAACAAUGUACGCUUCUCUGCCUACCGGACGGCCAUCAAAAUCCGAAGACUGCAGAAAGCACUGUGCUUGGACCUGUUGGACCUGAACACAACAAGUGAAGUUUUCAAACAGCACAAGUUGAGUCAAAAUGACCAGCUGAUUGGUGUCCAGGAUGUGAUCAGCUGUCUCACUACCAUCUACAGUGGACUUGAAGAAAAACACAGAGAUAUGGUGAAUGUUCCUCUUUGUGUAGACUUAUGUCUUAACUGGCUACUCAAUGUAUAUGAUAGUGGCCGAACUGGAAAAAUUCGCGUGCAGUCCCUGAAAAUUGGCUUGAUGUCUCUUUCUAAGGGCCUCCUGGAAGAGAAGUAUAGAUAUCUCUUCAAGGAGGUGGCAGGCCCCACAGAAAUGUGUGACCAGAGGCAGCUGGGGCUGCUGCUUCACGAUGCUAUCCAGAUCCCGCGGCAGCUUGGGGAAGUGGCAGCCUUUGGUGGCAGCAACAUUGAACCCAGCGUGCGCAGCUGCUUCCAGCAGAACCACAAUAAGCCAGAAAUAACUGUAAAGCAAUUUAUAGAUUGGAUGCGCUUAGAGCCACAGUCUAUGGUAUGGCUACCAGUACUACACCGGGUGGCAGCUGCAGAAACAGCGAAACAUCAGGCCAAGUGCAACAUCUGUAAAGAGUGUCCAAUUGUUGGCUUUAGGUACCGGAGCCUAAAACAUUUCAACUACGACGUUUGUCAGAGCUGUUUCUUUUCUGGCCGCACAGCAAAGGGGCAUAAAUUGCAUUACCCAAUGGUGGAGUAUUGUAUACCUACAACAUCUGGGGAAGACGUACGGGACUUCACAAAGGUGCUGAAGAAUAAGUUCCGGUCAAAGAAGUAUUUUGCAAAGCAUCCCCGACUUGGCUACUUACCUGUGCAAACAGUAUUGGAGGGUGACAACCUGGAGACUCCUAUCACCCUCAUCAGUAUGUGGCCAGAGCAAUAUGAUCCUUCCCAGUCUCCACAGCUGUUUCAUGAUGACACACACUCCAGGAUAGAGCAGUAUGCUACUAGGCUCGCGCAGAUGGAAAGGACCAAUGGCUCCUUCCUCACGGACAGUAGCUCCACCACAGGAAGCGUAGAGGAUGAGCAUGCCCUUAUCCAGCAGUAUUGUCAGACGCUGGGAGGAGAGUCACCUGUGAGUCAGCCGCAGAGUCCUGCCCAGAUACUCAAGUCAGUGGAAAAGGAAGAGCGCGGAGAGUUGGAGCGCAUCAUUGCUGACCUCGAGGAAGAGCAAAGGAGUCUGCAGAUAGAAUAUGAGCAACUAAAGGAACAACAUCUUCGGAGAGGAAUAAACCCUCUUGGAUCACCUCCUGACUCUGUUGUGCCACCUCACCAUGCUUCUGAAGAUGCCGAGCUCAUAGCUGAAGCUAAACUCCUGAGGCAACAUAAAGGUCGCCUGGAAGCAAGGAUGCAAAUAUUGGAAGAUCACAAUAAACAAUUGGAGUCUCAGCUUCACCGUCUACGGCAGCUACUUGAGCAGCCUGAAUCCGACUCCCGGGUUAACGGCGCCUCCCCCUGUGCUUCGCCCCAGCACUCUGCCCUUGGCUACUCGCUCGAGCAAGAGACAAACUCACAGUUCCAUCAAACAGAUGACUUGUUAGUUCCGCCUCAUGAUACCAACACAGAUCUAACAGAUGUUAUGGAGCAAAUCAACAGCACAUUUCCAGCUUGCUGCU
Pterocles gutturalis (yellow-throated sandgrouse) is the source of this 1769-nucleotide messenger RNA. RefSeq names its product utrophin-like. Lineage: Eukaryota; Metazoa; Chordata; Aves; Pterocliformes; Pteroclidae. Gene Ontology annotation, cellular component: plasma membrane. The annotation marks the transcript as partial. Gene Ontology annotation, molecular function: zinc ion binding. The record is from RefSeq and is a predicted model, not a curated record. Gene Ontology annotation, biological process: synaptic signaling. The transcript has 15 exons.